Molecule: messenger RNA, 6313 nt
Organism: Durio zibethinus
Lineage: Eukaryota; Viridiplantae; Streptophyta; Magnoliopsida; Malvales; Malvaceae
Product: histone acetyltransferase HAC1-like
Biological process (GO): positive regulation of transcription by RNA polymerase II
Cellular component (GO): transcription regulator complex; histone acetyltransferase complex
Molecular function (GO): histone acetyltransferase activity; chromatin DNA binding; zinc ion binding
Source: RefSeq, a predicted model, not a curated record
UCGCAAAGCGUGAAAAAGAAAACGAAAAAAAGAAAAAUUAAUCCCCAAAUUGAAGUAAUUUUUUUUUUUUGCAAACCCCAACCCCAAAAAAUUAAUUCGAUUCGCCCCUUCUCUUCUUUUCCCCCUUUCUGUUCUCGAUCUCUUUUUCUCAUCUAGCUCUCUUUUCUCUUUGUAUCGUACGUUCUUGUCAAUUUCCCCUCGCACGUGCGAUUCAGGCGGUGUUUCGCUGACUCCUGUCGCUUUUCCUUUUUUGUUUUCCGAUCGUCGUUGUCGUCGUUGUCUUCGCGAUUCUCGGUCUUACUAUCGCAAUUCUCGAAGCUCCGAUCGCAGCUGCUCUUGCUUCUGUUUUCAAUUUGCAUUUUUCAUCAGGGUGCAUAAAAUACAGAAAUGCCAUAAAGUGAUGCUUUUGAAGUGACAAUUAAAGGAGGGGAAAAAGAAGGAAGCAUGAGUGGUGGUGGAUGGUGCGAUUGUAAGGCGAGAGUGUGGAAUAAGUUAUGCGGUUUUUUCUAGUUGUGGUCCUUACUAAGACAAGGCGAAAACGAAGAAGGAAUAGGGAUAGAAAUGAAUGUGCAGGCACAUACGUCAGGACAGAUAUCCGGACAGGUAUCUGAUCAAGGGGGAUUGCCCCAGCAAAAUGGGAACCCUCUUCAGCCUGCCCAGAUGCAGAAUUUAGGCAUUACUGGAAGUGUGAGUGCUGCUGGCAUUGUUGGUGCUGGAGGUCCUCCGCAUAAUACAUUGAAUAUGGACCCUGACCUCAUCAGAACACGUGAAUAUAUGCGAGGAAAGAUUGUUGAUGUUUUGAAAGUGCGGCACCAGCAUCCUAUAACUGAGGCAUCAAUGAACAAGUUUCGGGAUUUUGCAAAACGGUUGGAAGCAGGUUUAUUUAAGAUCGCUCAAACAAAGGAGGACUAUACAAAUUUGAGUACUUUAGAGCACCGUUUACAAACUCUAAUUAAGGGGACCAGAAAUGUGCCCAACCAAAGACCACAGCUUGUUAAUUCGGCAUCAGCUCCAGUUGGUACAAUGAUACCGACCCCUGGUAUGUCUCACAGUGCCAAUCCUAGCAUCAUGGUUACAUCUUCUAUAGAUACAUCUAUGAGUGCUGCCAAUGCAAGUAUAGCUUCUAUAAAUGUCAAUACAGGAAGCUUGUUGCCUACUGGUGGCAUGCAUAGUGGUUCUUUUGGUAGAUCUGAAGGAAAUAUAUCUAAUGGGUAUCAACAGUCACCUGCAAAUUUUCCUAUUGCUUCUGGUGGAAUGUCAUCAAUUGGUGUGCAAAGAAUGACAAGCCAAAUGAUUCCCACUCCUGGAUUUAAUAGUAGUAACAAUAACAGCAGCACUAAUAAUCAGUCUUACAUGAACAAUCAGUCUAAUGGUAGUGGGCUUCCAACAGUUGAAUCAAAAAUGGUUUUGCAGCCACAGCAGCAAAAGCUACACAGUGGUCAAAACAGUCGUAUUUUGCACACACUUGGCAGCCAACUGGGUAGUGGCAUCAGGUCUGGCUUCCAGCAGAAAACUUUUGGGUUUUCGAAUGGGUCCCUAAAUGGUGCACUGGGGAUGAUGGGCAACAAUAUGCAAAUUGUUAAUGAACCAGGGACUUCUGGGGGAUAUCAGACUUCCACACCUUUUACUAAUUCGCCAAAACCUUUGCAACAACACUUGGAUCAGCAUCAGAGACCCCUGAUGCAAGGUGAUGGUUAUGGAAUGAAUCAUGCUGAUUCUUUUGGGUCUGGAAACUUGUAUGGUGCUGUAACAUCAGUUGGAUCAGUGACAAACACUCAGAAUUUGAAUCCAGUUAAUUUGCAGUCUAUUUCCAGAACAAAUUCUUCUUUGAUAAGUAACCAGUCAAAUUUACAUGGCAUACAAUCGGCCACCCAUUUCCAACCUCCAGUUUCUUCGAUAGACAAUAUCCUUCAAACUAAUCAACAGCAACAAUUUCAGCAGCAGCCUCUUCAGUUGCAACAACAGCAAUGCCAACAGAAGCAGCAAAAUCUGCAGCAUCACUAUUUGCUUAGCAAUAGUGGUUAUAGUCAGUCUCAGCUGGCAUCUGAUAUGGGCAGUCAAGUUAAGCGUGAACCUGGAGUGGAACACCAUGACGAGUUUCUACAUCAACAAGCUCCUGAACAAUUUCAGCUUCCUGAAUUGCAGAAUCAGUUCCAGCAGAAUCAUGCUGAAGAACUCUGUAGUCGGCAGGAUAUGCGUUCAUCGUUGCCACAAAAUUCUCAACAAAUGCAACAGAUAUUGCAUCAAAACCAAUUGAUUCCAGAAUCUCAAAAUGAUUGUAAACUUUCGGCCAGAGCACAGCCGGAAUCAGUUGUGCAGAACCAGUGGCACCUUCACUCACAUGAUGGGGCUCAAAUGCCAGGGAACAUGUCACAUGAGCAGCAUGUCCAAGAGGAUUUCCGCCAGAGAAUAUCCGGGCAGGAUGAAGCUCAAUGUAACAAUUUAUCUGCAGAUGGAUCUACCAUCAGUCCAAUGGUUGUUCCUAGAAGCUCAACAGAUCCUGCAAAUUCGAGGGGUGCCAUCUCUAGAUCUGGAAAUGGGAACCAUGAUCGGCAGUUCAGAAAUCAAGUGAGGUGGCUUUUGCUUCUGCGCCAUGCUCGUAGAUGUAAAGCCCUUGAGGGUAAGUGUGACAGCUAUUGCUUUACUGUGAGAAAGUUGUUGAGUCAUAUGGAUGUAUGCGAAUCAUCUAGAUGCUCAUAUCCUCGUUGCCAUCACUCCAAGAUAUUGAUUCGUCAUCACAAGACUUGUGCAAAUAAAGCAUGCCCUGUUUGUGUUCCUGUUAACAAAUAUGUACAGGCUCAGAUGGCACGUGCCUGUCUAAACUCUACUUCUGUUUUGCCAUCUUCGGAUAGUGGAUCUACUAAAACAUAUGAAGCUGGAGACAUUUCAGCUAGAAUGACAUCUACAACUGCAUCAAUUGAUACUUCUGUAGACAUACAGCCCUCACUAAAACGCAUGAAGAUAGAGCAGUCUUCUCACUCUGUUAUUGCUGAAAGAGAAGGUCCUGUAGUAUCAGGUUCUGUUGUUGCUGAACUUCACAUAACUCAGGAUAUCCAGCACCAAGAUUACCAACAUGGUGACAGGCCUAUGCCAGUCAAAUCUGAGCCAUUGGAAGUGGAGACAGAAGUCUCCAUGAGUUCUGCUAAAGGUAGUCCUGUUAUUAUUGAGGUGAAGGAUGCUGUAGAUGACAUUAGUAAACAGAAGACUGAUGGUGAGCCCAUUACAUGUGAUGAAUUUCAUGUCAUACCUAAGCAAGAAAAUACUAAGAUUGAGGAGCUUGGCUCAGUUAAACAAGAAAAUGCGACACAGUCUUCUGAAAGUGCAGCUGGAACUAAGUCUGGGAAACCGAAAAUAAAGGGGGUGUCACUGACCGAACUAUUCACCCCUGAGCAAGUUAGGGAGCAUAUUACAGGUCUCAGACAAUGGGUUGGCCAGACUAAAGCAAAGGCUGAAAAGAAUCAAGCAAUGGAGCACUCAAUGAGUGAGAACUCCUGUCAGUUAUGUGCAGUUGAGAAACUUACUUUUGAACCACCACCUAUUUAUUGCAGCCCUUGUGGUGCUCGCAUUAAGCGGAAUGCAAUGUACUACACAAUGGGAGCUGGCGAUACACGACAUUACUUUUGUAUUCCAUGCCAUAACGAGGCACGUGGAGAUAUCAUAGUUGUUGAUGGAACUGCCAUUCCAAAGGCAAGGCUUGAGAAGAAGAAGAAUGAUGAAGAGGCUGAAGAAUGGUGGGUUCAAUGUGACAAGUGUGAGGCUUGGCAGCAUCAAAUUUGUGCUUUAUUUAAUGGUAGAAGGAAUGAGGGUGGGCAAGCUGAAUAUACAUGCCCCAAUUGCUAUAUUGCUGAGGUUGAAAGAGGAGAGCGCAAGCCCUUACUUCAGAGUGCUGUACUUGGGGCCAAAGAUUUGCCAAAAACAAUCCUUAGUGACCACAUAGAGCAGCGAUUAUUUAGGAGACUGAAACAGGAAAGACAAGAGAGGGCAAGGGUUCAAGGGAAAAGUUAUGAUGAGGUUCCUGGUGCUGAGGCACUUGUAAUUAGAGUUGUUUCAUCAGUUGACAAAAAGCUGGAAGUGAAGCAGCGUUUUCUUGAAAUCUUUCAAGAAGAUAAUUAUCCACUUGAAUUUCCAUAUAAAUCAAAGGUAAUUUUAUUGUUUCAGAAGAUAGAAGGGGUAGAAGUAUGCUUGUUUGGCAUGUAUGUUCAAGAAUUUGGAUCAGAAUGUGCAUUCCCAAAUCAGCGCCGUGUUUAUCUGUCAUACCUAGAUUCGGUCAAAUAUUUCCGGCCUGAGGUUAAAGCAGUUACUGGAGAGGCUCUCCGUACAUUUGUUUACCAUGAAAUUCUUAUUGGAUACCUUGAAUAUUGCAAGAAGCGUGGUUUUACAAGUUGCUAUAUAUGGGCCUGCCCUCCACUAAAGGGUGAAGAUUAUAUCUUAUAUUGCCAUCCAGAAAUUCAGAAAACACCUAAAUCAGAUAAACUGCGAGAAUGGUAUUUGGCAAUGUUAAGGAAAGCUUCCAAGGAAAGCAUUGUAGUUGAUCUUACUAAUUUAUACGAUCAUUUCUUUGUAACUACUGGUGAAUGUAAGGCCAAGGUAACAGCUGCUAGGCUGCCAUAUUUUGAUGGUGAUUACUGGCCUGGGGCUGCUGAAGAUCUAAUUAAUCAGCUCCGCCAAGAAGAAGAUGGCAGAAAAUUGAAUAAAAAAGGAACAACCAAAAAGACCAUAACAAAAAGGGCUUUAAAAGCAUCAGGCCAGUCUGAUCUCUCUGCUAACGCAUCAAAAGAUCUGUUACUGAUGCAUAAACUUGGUGAGACUAUUUGCCCAAUGAAGGAGGAUUUUAUCAUGGUUCACUUGCAGCAUUGUUGCACUCAUUGUUGUAUUCUAAUGGUAUCCGGAAACCACUGGGUCUGCAACCAGUGCAAGAACUUUCAGAUUUGUGAUAAGUGCUAUGAAACAGAGCAGAAACGUGAAGAAAGAGAGAGACAUCCCAUCAAUCUGAGGGAAAAACAUGUUCUCUAUCCAGUUGAAAUUACUGAUGUACCUAGUGAUACAAAGGAUAAAGAUGAAAUUCUUGAGAGUGAAUUCUUUGAUACUAGGCAGGCAUUUUUGAGUCUUUGUCAAGGGAAUCAUUAUCAGUAUGAUACCCUAAGGCGGGCUAAACAUUCCUCAAUGAUGGUCCUCUACCAUCUUCACAAUCCAACUGCUCCUGCAUUUGUCACUACCUGUAACAUAUGUUAUCUGGACAUUGAAACUGGUCAAGGUUGGCGCUGUGAAGUUUGCCCUGAUUAUGAUGUGUGCAAUGCCUGUUACCAAAAGGAUGGGGGCAUUGAUCAUCCUCAUAAGUUAACAAAUCAUCCUUCCAUAGCUGAACGUGAUGCACAGAAUAAAGAGGCUAGGCAAUUAAGGGUUCUGCAGCUGAGGAAAAUGCUUGACCUUUUGGUGCAUGCAUCACAAUGUCGUUCUGCGCAUUGCCAAUACCCUAAUUGUCGGAAAGUGAAAGGGCUUUUCCGCCAUGGAAUACAAUGCAAAACACGUGCUUCUGGUGGUUGUGUACUUUGUAAGAAAAUGUGGUAUCUACUGCAACUUCAUGCACGGGCAUGCAAAGAAUCUGAAUGCCAUGUACCACGUUGCAGAGAUCUUAAGGAACAUUUGAGGAGGCUUCAACAGCAGUCUGAUUCGCGGCGUAGAGCUGCUGUGAUGGAGAUGAUGAGACAGAGAGCUGCAGAGGUUGCUGGUAAUUCUGGGUAAAACCAAAUUGUAAAUAUGGAUUUGGAUAUUUUGAUAAAAUAGUUUUUUGUGCUGCUCCACUGGUUCACUGCUUGGAACUAGGCAGUGAUGGGGAAAACCGGCGGAUCUAGGUCAGAAAGGGGGGGGGGGGGGGGAUAGGCAUACAAUACUAGAAACAGAUUGAUUAGUGAUGGCUUGUUAGGGAACAAUUCUUUCAUUCGUAAACCCGUGACUGAAUUCCCUACAAAGAAAGCUAAUGAAGUUUUUACGAGAUGUGCCAACUUUCGGAGUUGAAGUAGUGAUGUGAGUCAGUGGCCUGAUUUGGUGAUUCUUUAAUUUUUUAUCUUGUAUUCUGUGGAAUGCCAGCCAUGCCAUCCCUUUGGCGGCGAGUGUACUAUAAUUGUUCUAAUCUGUCUUUAAAUUGCGUUCUUCCAGAGGAAUGUGGGAGGGAGGGAGGGAGGAAGGUUAGUUUCAAAAUCUUUUGUUGCCCCCCACCCCCUUGUCUUUUUGUUUCAUAUGUUUUCCUCAUUUUGUAGAAUGGCUUCUUAUUUAAAAUAAGUAGAAAGGAUUGUAGAAGUGCAGCCAAUUCAUU